GGCGGUCGUAGUCCUAAGUCCGACUGACUGACCGAGAGCCGAGACCAACUUUGCAACUGGACUGCGAGGCUUUUCCUUUGUGUCAAAAUCAAAAUUAUUCUGACGCAGGAAUAGGACCGUAAAAAUAAGAUAAAAGAGUUCACCAUUCCAAAGACAGCAGUGAUUGAGUGCUCUGGGUUCUUUUCCAAAGAUGGAUCCAACUCAAGAAGACGUGGACACCUCCUGCUCCCUUUGCUACAAUGUGAUAUUCUUUGUUUUUGGGUUCAUCGGCAUAUUAGCCGGAUUGGCCGUCAGCAAACUUAACCUGAUUUAUUUGUGGAAGCAUAAGGUUGACACCACCUCCAAGAGACACGGUGGAGAGCUUGUUGCUGAAGUUCUGAAAGCGCACGGCGUUGAAUUCAUAUUCACGCUAGCUGGUGGCCACAUCUCACCAAUCUUGGUCGCAGCAGAAAAGACUGGCAUCAGAGUGAUUGACACCCGCCACGAGGUGUCUGCCGUCUUUGCUGCAGAUGCAGUUGCCAGACUGAAUAGCACAGUAGGCGUUGCAGCUGUGACCGCUGGCCCAGGAGUCACCAACACCGUCACAGCUGUCAAGAAUGCACAACUAGCCGAGUCCCCAAUCUUGCUAAUUGGAGGGGCGGCUGCCGGGAUUUUGAAGGGCAGAGGGGCUCUGCAAGAUAUUGACCAGAUUGACUUGUUUCAUUCCAUUUGCAAAUACAGCGCUUCUGUCAAGACUGUCAGGGACAUUGUGCCAACUCUAAAAAAGGCUCUGUAUGAGGCUCAAUCGGGCACACCAGGACCAGUUUUUGUCGAAUUUCCACUUGAUGUUUUGUACCCUUACGACCUAGUCAAACGUGAGCUUUUCAAUGUACCUGCUUCAAAGAAACUUAUGGGGAAAAUUAUAAACUGGUACAUGAACAAUUAUUUGAGCAAUCUUUUUGCUGGCGCCUGGGAACCUGUAGAUACGAAUCCAUUUGAAAUCAAGCCUUUGGUGACUGACAACGCAACUAUGCAAAAGUGCGUCGAGGCUCUUUCGAAAAGCAAGAAGCCAGUUUUCGUGAUUGGCAGCCAGGCCUUGCUUCCUCCAAACAGCGUUGAAAAUUUGAGAAAGUCCCUUGAAGCAUUGGGAGUGCCGUGCUACCUAAGCGGAAUGGCCAGAGGAUUGCUUGGCAGAAAGUCUUCCAUCCAAAUGCGGCACCACAGAGGAGACGCGUUGAAAGAGGCCGACCUGAUUCUCUUGGCAGGAGCGGUGUGCGACUUCCGCCUCUCGUACGGAAGAUCCCUCAGCAAAUCUGCGACCAUUAUUGCUGUCAAUCGUGAUAGUGAACAGCUGCACAAAGUGGGUUUUAUCUUAACUAAGAUUUAUAGUACUAAAAUCAACUCUUUACAGAAUGCUGGAAUAUUUUGGAAGCCUACCAUUGCUGUUGAGGCUGACCCCUCUUUGUUUGUCUACAAGCUGGGCAUGUGCUUGUAUGAUUUUAAAUGCGACCCAGCGUGGGUGUCGAGACUGCAGGAGAGAGAUGUCAAGAAAGAUGAAAAGAAUGAAAAAAUGUCCCUAGAACCAGCCACAAAAUAUUUGAACCCUAUGAAGAUCCUGAGUGAUUUGGAGCAGUUUUUGCCUGACGAUGCUAUCUUAGUUGCUGACGGUGGGGACUUUGUUGGGACUGCAGCUUAUAUAUUAAGACCAAGGGGUCCGCUGCAGUGGCUGGAUCCUGGAGCCUUCGGGACUCUUGGAGUGGGCGGCGGAUUCGCUCUUGGUGCCAAAUUAUGCCGACCCAACUCGCAAGUCUGGAUUAUUUGGGGCGAUGGUUCGUCGGGCUACAGCAUUGCUGAGUAUGACACCUUCCGCCGGCACAAUGCUCCUGUGAUCGGGCUCAUCGGCAACGAUGCUUGCUGGACCCAAAUCGCCAGAGAGCAAGUACCAAUGUUUGGUACGAAUGUGGCCUGUCAGCUAACUCACUGCGAUUACCACGUUGUGUCAGAAGGAUACGGUGGAAAGGGCAUCCUGCUCUCCGACACUACUGCGUCUAACAAGGACACAUUUGAAGAGGCUGUCAAGUUGUAUAACGAAGGCCAUAGCGUCGUGAUCAACGCGCUGAUUGGCACAACAAAGUUCAGGGAAGGCAGCAUUUCGGUUUGAAUCGCAUUUUAACUGGCAUGAAAACGCACACUUUACGGGACCCUUUAGUUGUUAUAUAGUUAAGUUUGUUGUUGAUAAUGGUAUUUUGGUUCGCAAAUUCUAAUCAAUAAAAUUUUAUUCUGAACUGCACAAACCAGAAAA
Messenger RNA from Cloeon dipterum, 2281 nucleotides. Its product is annotated as 2-hydroxyacyl-CoA lyase 2-like. Gene Ontology annotation, biological process: L-valine biosynthetic process. Gene Ontology annotation, molecular function: magnesium ion binding; thiamine pyrophosphate binding; flavin adenine dinucleotide binding. Gene Ontology annotation, cellular component: acetolactate synthase complex. Bases 191 to 2140 code for a protein of 649 amino acids. The record is from RefSeq and is a predicted model, not a curated record. The transcript has 11 exons. Lineage: Eukaryota; Metazoa; Arthropoda; Insecta; Ephemeroptera; Baetidae.